Adelges cooleyi (spruce gall adelgid) is the source of this 1210-nucleotide messenger RNA. Its product is annotated as testis-specific serine/threonine-protein kinase 1-like. Bases 1 to 1032 code for a protein of 343 amino acids. The record is from RefSeq and is a predicted model, not a curated record. Gene Ontology annotation, biological process: microtubule cytoskeleton organization; protein phosphorylation; intracellular signal transduction. Gene Ontology annotation, cellular component: cytoplasm. Lineage: Eukaryota; Metazoa; Arthropoda; Insecta; Hemiptera; Adelgidae. The transcript has 4 exons. Gene Ontology annotation, molecular function: ATP binding; protein serine/threonine kinase activity; tau-protein kinase activity.
AUGCGCAACGUUUACCACCGCCCUCAGCACAGCCCUCAAAGACAUAAUCAUCAGCAGCAGCACCAGCCAAAGCAACAGCAGCAGUGGCAGUGGUUUGCGUCGGAGAGCCGGCCAAGAGUGGUGCACGUGCCGGAAGACGGCGUGAACGCGGCGCUCACCGACGACGGAUACUACGUGGGCACGACCAUCGGACAGGGGUCGUACAGCAAGGUGAAAAUGGCGUUGAAGUCGCAGCCAGACGGGUCGAUGGUCCGGGUGGCUUGCAAGAUGAUCGACAAGAAGCGCGCGUCCAACGGGUCGUACAUCCGCAAGUUCCUGCCCCGUGAGCUCGAGGUGUUACGCAUUGUCCGGCACCCGAACAUCGUCAACACGCACAAGAUAUUCAUCACGCCGUCGUCCGUGUACAUGUUCAUGGACUACUGCGAGAAAGGCGACCUGCUCGAUUAUCUGCACCAGAUCAAGUGCAUUCCCAACUGGCAGGCUCACACGUUCUUCAAACAACUGUGCGGAGCUGUGGACUAUCUACACCGGAACGACAUAUCGCACAGAGACAUUAAAUGCGAAAACGUAUUGCUGGAGAGCUUGCGACACGUCAAGUUGGCCGAUUUUGGGUUUACCAGGUUUUGCGUAGACGAACGCAGCCGACAGGUGUUGAGUCAAACUUACUGUGGCAGUUCGUGUUACGCGGCUCCCGAAGUGCUGCAAGGUAUACCGUACAACCCAAAGUCUCAUGACGUAUGGGCUCUGGGCGUGGUGCUGUACAUGAUACUGGGAAACGUUAUGCCGUACCCUCAUUCGGAACGCAAUCAGAUGGUGGCCAACCAGUUGUCCAAGAAGUUAGCCAAGCCCAGAAAACUAGUGCCUCGCGAAGCGCUCAAGCUUAUCGGCAACAUUUUGGAGCCCGACAUCAACAAAAGAGCGACAUUGGGACAAAUUAUGAAUCACGCGUGGUACAAACAAAGCCCGCACACCAUGACCAAAGAGGAACCAAAUAAGCAUACAGCAUUUUCACCGACACAUGUGUAUAAAUAGGCCCAAUAAUUAUUAUCAUAAAAAUUAUAAGUGAAUAUCAGUCGGUAAUAAAAACCACAUAUCUUAAUCAAUUUAAAAUCAACUUUUUUUUUAAACAUUCAUACAUUUUGUUUCUUUAAUUAUUGUUAAAAAAUAUAUACAUACUUCCACCUCUAUCAAUGUUUAAAUACAAACAAAA